CUCAUCGAAAGCGUCGAAGCAACCAAAUCGCAUCGAACACCCGAUAAAUCGGCGGCUGCUCGUGUAUAUCCAGCUACUUCAUAAAGGCCAGCCAACUACCCACCUAAACUAAACCGAAAACCAAAACUGAAACUGAAACUAAAACUAAACCUAAACUCAACUAAGUAAACGAACUAAUAUUAAAUAGAAGCCAGAGGCUGUUACAACUUUUACUAUUAGCAAAGUUAGACCAAAACUAGAGAAAAGAAAUCCAGACCAAGCAAAAUGAACGACAGUCGACGCAACACGGCCACGGAAUUCAGCUACAUACUGCAGCGCCAGGGCAGCGAUGUGUCGGUUGCCGAGGCUUAUGCAUUCGAUGACUUCAACAAUGUAAUGAAGAACAACCAUCAGACACAUCAGCAACAGGGCCAGCCGCAACAGCAACAUCAGCAGCAGCAGCAACAGCAGCAACAUCGGCAACCUUCACAGCAGCAACCACAGCAGGAUGCCGGACUGGGCGACACGUUGUCCUCGCUGCCACAGGCCUCGUUCAACUACAUCAACUCCAUCGUGGGCAGCGGCGUCAUCGGCAUACCCUACGCCCUCCACAGGGCCGGAUUUGGAUUGGGCCUGGCCCUGCUCAUCCUGGUGGCCUACAUCACCGACUACUCACUCAUCCUGAUGGUCAGAUGCGGCCACAUUUGCGGCCGGUUCAGCUAUCCGGGCAUCAUGGAGGCGGCCUACGGCAAGUACGGCUACUACCUGCUCUCCCUCCUGCAGUUCAUGUAUCCCUUCCUGGCCAUGAUAUCUUACAAUGUGGUGGUGGGCGAUACGCUGUCGAAAGUGCUGGUUCGCUUCUUUCCCUCCUGGGGCGGUUCCAUGGGCGCAGUCCGACUGGGCGUGGUCUUCUUCGUGAAUGUGGGCGUGGUAAUGCCCCUCUGUCUCUAUAAGAACGUAUCCCGACUGGCCCGUGCCAGCUUCAUCAGCCUGGCCUGCGUGGUGUUCAUCCUGUUUGCGGUCAUAAUCAAGCUCAUGUCGGGCGAUUAUAAAGUCACGGACACGGCGGAAUCAUGGCGGUUUGCCAACUCGGAUCUUAUCCCGGCCACGGGCAUCAUGGUUUUUGCUUUCAUGUGCCAUCACAACACCUUCCUCGUUUAUCAAUCGAUGCGCGACGCGACCAUGGAGCGCUGGGAGAAGGUCACCCACAUUUCCAUUGGAUUCGCCUGGACAGUGGCGGCCCUGUUCGGCAUCGCUGGCUACUCCACCUUCCGCGCUUUAUCCCAAGGAGACCUGCUGGAGAACUAUUGCUGGGAUGACGACCUGAUGAACUUCUCGCGUGUGCUCUUCUCCAUUUCGAUACUGCUGACCUUCCCCAUCGAGUGCUUCGUUUCCCGCGAGAUUGUGCGCGCCCUCGUCCAUCGGUUCGUGCUGAAGGAGCCCAUCAGCGAGUUCACCCAGGACAAGGACCCCAGCCUGGAGAAGGGGGCCAUAAUCGAUGAGUACUCGAAAGCCAUUACCAUGGCCAUCGUGUUCAGCGCCUUCGUCAUCUCGCCCAUGACCGACUGCCUCGGUUCGGUGCUGGAGCUGAAUGGUCUCCUGGCGGCCAUACCCUUGGCCUACAUCCUGCCCGGCCUGGCCUACAUCCAGAUGGAGCCGCACGCCCUGCUCAGCCGGGAGAAGCUGCCCGCCUUGGGGCUGGUGGUCUUUGGGGCCGUGGUGACCAUCCUGGGGGCGGCGGUGCUCCUGCCAGGACUCAUGGGCGGCGACUGCCGCUCGGACAUUGUGAUGGGCUACUGCCGGCAGGAGUUCCAGAACGCCACCGCCGAGAACUAAGUGGAUGCGGUUGCCACAGAUCGGAACGGAAGUCAACUCCUGACUUGGGAUCGUAUUUGGUUUUGUUUUUCUUAAUUUUAAUAUUGGUUUAAAACUUUUGAUUUCACCUUCGGUUAACUAACUAACACACACACACACACACUGCACGCAACGUGUCGCAUCGAAAGAAACUUGUACCUGAGUCCCAGACGUUGAAAGUAUCUGCGUAAGUAAGUAGUUGGCACAGUGCUGUAUUGGCUAGUGGAAGUGUGAUACGGGCGAACCUCAGUACAAAGGCCAGGCAUAUUCUCUGCGAUCGAGCAUAAUUCAAGCAUAUUUGCACCGGAUAGUUAUACAUUUUGUUGGAUCCCCGUUGUUGAUGUCGAUAUUGUUGAAUGUAGUGAAAGUUCCUCGAUAUAUAUAUAUAUAUGUAUGUACUCUGAUUGGGAAAGUAAAAGGAAACAAAGCGAAAGCGAAAGCAAACUAAACCAAAACUAGAACUAGAUGUUAUCCGUAGCUUUAGCGUAGUCUGAAACUAUUUGGGCACCAAUAUACACAUGCAAUCCUUAACGACAACCGACUCCCCAAGUUGAGAAGCAAAUCAAAAUCGAACAAGUAUUAUUAUUAUACCGACAACUAUUUGUAACUAUGUAUGUAUGUAUUGUAUAUGUAUAUGUAUAUCUAUGCCCUGACGUUACCGAAUCAUAUUCCAACGUUUUAUAUGUAUAUGUAUACAAGGAGUAGAUAACUGCGCUUUAAAACUAAAACUAAAACUAAAACCGAACUAAAAUCAAAUACUUUCCAUAUAACACAUCGAUUUGGACAACAGUUUUGAGUUGUUUAACAGCACUGAAUUCUAUUUUGAAUUGCGUAUAUACACCACACACGAUCGAAUAUUUAUAUAUACACGUACAUAGAUAUAUUUUUCUACAACUCUUGAUUUUUGUAUACUGCACGAUAUUAUGUAAAUACAUGUGUAUGCAUUUUUGGAUGUGAUUAAAGUCUUUACACUUACACCAGCUAUCACAACUUACUUUCUCUUCGGGCUGAGAUACCGGAACCAAGCUGAAGACCCCGACCCAAUACCAAACUCUAUACUCUAAACUCUAUACUCUAAGAGCUUAAACACUACAUAUCAUGGCCAAGGAACACGGGACAUGCCCAGGGCUUUUCUAAGAUACUUUUUACAAGAUCCCAGAUAACCAACUGAACCUAUCGCCUAUACACACAUCGAAGAUACAAAUAAUUUCCACAGACUUCUUGUAUAUACACGCCAAAUACAGUAGAUCCGCUUCUCAUUUUCCCAUUCGCCAAAUAUCUCGUUGUCUCUCCCUCUUUAGCGCUAUACUAUAUCGAAAAUGUAUAACAAAGAAAUAGUAAGGUAUUUAGGGAAGUGUUGAUCGAUUGUAGACGAAUUGUAAUUAUUAUUAUUGCCGUAUUGUGCGUGUAGCCACAUAUAUAAAACAUAUAACUAAUUGUUUAGAUGGGAUCGUUUGUGUAGAGACGUUUUGAUUUGCAACGCAGGCAUACCCCAGAGAUAACCAAAUCCGAUUUCAUUCCAAUAGUACAUAUGUCUAGAUAAGCUACAGCAAAAGCGAAAUAAUAAUAAAAUAUUCUUGAAAUAAUAAAAAUGCAUUUUAGUUUUAGAACUACUAUAUGCCAAA
Drosophila rhopaloa is the source of this 3458-nucleotide messenger RNA. Its product is annotated as putative sodium-coupled neutral amino acid transporter 11. The transcript has 11 exons. NCBI's taxonomy places the organism in Eukaryota, Metazoa, Arthropoda, Insecta, Diptera, Drosophilidae. Gene Ontology annotation, biological process: amino acid transmembrane transport. The record is from RefSeq and is a predicted model, not a curated record. Bases 265 to 1815 code for a protein of 516 amino acids. Gene Ontology annotation, molecular function: amino acid transmembrane transporter activity.